This is a messenger RNA of Bradysia coprophila, 4821 nucleotides long. RefSeq lists its product as uncharacterized. Gene Ontology annotation, cellular component: cytoplasm. NCBI's taxonomy places the organism in Eukaryota, Metazoa, Arthropoda, Insecta, Diptera, Sciaridae. Gene Ontology annotation, biological process: cerebral cortex development; mitotic spindle organization; nuclear migration. The record is from RefSeq and is a predicted model, not a curated record.
UAUAUGAGACCAAGUCACCUAUGUUGAAUUUUUGAAUGUUAAGAUUAUGUCAAUGUUGAACAACGGCAAAUUUUGAGGAAAAUAUUUUCAAUUAAACUGUUCACGCGUACGUUUUGUUGUUUUGUGGAGCUCAGCUCAUAACGUUGUAUUCAAUAUCGUAACAAAUCAGCUAUCUGUGAAACUUAUUUUGAAGCAACGGUAAAUAUGGAAAACAUUGAAAGUCCCGCAAGGCCCACUUCAAUGAAUCUAUUAACACGGCCGAUCGAAAGAAAUGUCCUAAGAGAAUUGAACAGUAUUGAGGCAACUAAAUCGCCGAAAGAGACUUCAUUGGCUGAUAUAACAGAAACACAUGCCAAAGAUGAUCAGGCGCCAGUUAUCCAAACCAACAAUCGCCUCUCAGAUGGGAGUGACAAGGCUCCAUUAAAUAAGAAUCUGUUGCGCGUCUCUACACCAACCGAAACCGCAUCCGUAUCCGAUGAUGAAGAGUUUGUUGAUUGUAACACAACAUUCAAUUCGUCGGUCAUCAAUAGCACUUUCGAGGCAGCUGCAAUUCUUUCGGAUGGAAAUUUUGGAAACCCCGAACAGCGUGUCCCAUCUCCGAAUGAAUCGGAAGGUCCAGGUAUUUCUAAUAAGAAGCUGAACUUGGGAUUCAUUGAAACCAAGAUGUCUGGUGUUGAUGAUUUGGAUCAAGAUAAAUCAACGGUGGAUACCCUGAACUCAGAGGAUGGCGAAUGUGGGUCGAAGGACUCGAAGGACUCCACAAUCUCGUCAUCGUUUAUUGAGAACUCUCAAAUUAUUGAUAACGACCAUCAUAACAAAUCGAUUGGAGAAAUUUCAAGUGAUCCAAAUGCUAACAGCUCUACAGAAGGCGCUACGGUUCCAAUGAUAACAAUAGAGGGUGUUUUAGCAUCACAAACUACAAUCGACGAAGUGGCAGCAGUCGUACCAGAAAUCGAAUCAGCGUCCAUAAUUGAAUCAGCGCUUGUUAUAGAAUCGAAUCCAGUAAUGAAUGUGGAGUCAAAGCCUAUAAUUGAAACUGAACCUGCAGUUGAAUCAACGACCGUGAUUUCAGCAAUCGAGUCGGUGGCACCCAUGGAAUUGGAACUCGCCGAUCGACCUUUAAUCGAAUCAGAUUCAUUAACGAAUAUUACCGUGGAGUCCGUAGUUGAAACGAUGUCUGCAGUCGAGUCUACGAUUGAAUCAGCUGAUGUAAUUAACUCGAAUCCAGCAAUCAAUGAGGAGCCAAAACCUAUGAUUGAAACUGAACCAGUAAUUGAAACAAAGCCCGUGAUUUCAGCUAGCGAGUUGGAGUCACCCGUGGAAACAGAACUCGCCGACCGACCUGCACUCGAAUCAGAUUCAUUAACGAAUAUUACCGUGGAGUCCGUAGUUGAAACGAUGUCUGCAGUCGAGUCAACGAUUGAAUCAGCUGCUGUAAUUGAAUCGAGUCCAGCAAUCAAUGAGGAGUCAAAACCUAUAAUUGAAACUAAACCUGUACUUGAAUCAACGCUUGCAAUUGAAUCAACAACCGCGGUAUCAGUAAUUGAGUCGGUGCCAACCAUGGAAUCAGAACUGGCCCACCGACCUGUUAAUGAAUCAGAUUCAUUAACGAAUAUUAACGUGGACUCCGUAAUUGAAACGAUGACUGUAGUCGAGUCUACGAUUGAAUCAGCUGUUGUAAUUGAAUCGAAUCCAGUAAUCAACGAGGAGCCAACGGCCGUGAUUUCAGAUAUCGCGUCGGAAUCACCCAUGGAAUCAGAACUCGCUGACCGACUUGUUGUCGAAUCAGAUUCAUUAACGAAUAUUACCGUGGAGUCCGUAAUUGAAACGAUGGCUGCAGUCGAAUCUACGGUUGAAUCAGCUGUUGUAACUGAAUCAAAUCCAGUAAGCAACGAGGAGCCAAAGCAUUUGAUUGAAACUGAACCCGUACUUGAAUCAACGCUUGAAAUUGAAUCUACACCAGUCAUUUCAGCAAUCGAGUCGGUGGCGCCCAUGGAGUCGGAUCUCGCCGACCGAUCUGCAGUUGAAUCAGGAACAACAGUCAAUGUGGACGUGGAGCCAGUAAUCGAAACGGUUCCUGAAAUUGAGUCUACGAUUCUCCAUCCAUCUGAACCUAUUGAAGAUGUAAUACAAUCAGCGGUUGUAAUUGCAUCGAAUACAGAAAUCAAUGCCGAAUCCCCAAUCGAAUCAGACACAGCAAUCAAAACGGAGCUAUCAAUUGAAACGAAGUCAGCAAAUGAACUGGAGCCAUCAAGAGAAUCGGAAAAUGUGGGUGCAUUGGCUAUUUCAAUAUUACAGCCAACGCCUAUAAUCGAAUCAGAGACCGCUAUCGAAACGGAGUCAACAAACGAAUUGGACCCUUCAAUUGAAUCAGCAGUAAUCAGUCAAUCAGAACCAACUCAAUCUGAAGUUACCAACAGAUCAGCACUUGCAAGUGAUCCAGAAGCUCUGACUCUAGAAGCUACAAUUGAAUCGCAGCCACUUACGGAGUUGGAACCCGUUGCAAAAUGUGAAUUGACGCAGGUCAACAAUGCUUUAAAUGUAACAUGCAAUUUAGAUGGAACUUCAGUUUGUCAGCCGGAGCCAACAUUUGAUGCUAACAACGACGAAAUCACUCAAAACGUUCGAAUUGAGACGAGUUCAUCAAAUCGUGAACCUGAAUUCGAAACCACCGUCGCAACAGAAUCAGAAACGAUCGACGACGCGAAAGUGACUCAAGCUAACAAGAUCAGUGAAUUUAAAGCCAAUCAGUCAUUCAGUGUAGAUUCCUUGGAUCAAGAUACGGAACCUCAAGACUGUUCGUUAGAUUCACUUGAAAUGAAGGUAGAUAAUCCAUCAAUUUCGGCAAUUUGCAGCGAUAUAACUGAACGUUUUCAACGACUCAACACUUUCGAUUUACCGAACGCCGUUGGUGCUAAUUUCGAUCAUCCAGGAGCAGAGAACUUAAACGCAUCCAUUUCCACGCUAUCUCGCAAAGACACAUUUUCGGUUUCAUCGCCACAAAACGAAAGCAUUCCGUCGAUUUCUCGUCAAGACACGUAUUCGCUUCUUUUGCCGCAGAAUGAAAGCAUCACUUCACCGCCUUCUACGUUGUCUGGUCAAAACUCACAAAAUGAUAGCCGUUCAUCAGUAGACGAUAUAACUGUGCUGCUAAAUAAAGUGGCAAUAAAUUCACCAAUUGUCAACGCAGCCGAUUCCAGUAAUCGUAUGAAACGCAGUGCUACUUUUGAGAAAUCAAACAGUGAUGGUGUCAAUCAGAAUUCUCCGUCAUUGUCUGCUGAUGGAUCAAAUGCAAGUGGAUCGAAGUUCCAAACGACACCGGUACCUAAUUUGAAUGCAAUCGACUCGAAGCAGGACGAUCUUCCAGAAAUGGUGCUGAGCCCAAACGAUUUUGAUUUUCUGCAAUCACGAGGUGGAAAAAAGACCGAUUCAGAAGAGGAUCGCCGUAAUUCACUACUAUUGCGUUUUGAUCCGCUGUCCGGACGCACUGUACAAAAGCAGCAUCUCGCUCCGACCGAGGAAGUAGUCGAAUCAUCUGUGGCUACUGUUUUGGAAGACGCUAAUCAACCAUCCGAGAGUUCAACGAAAAACAUUAGCAACGGUCAAUCGUCGUCGAAAGCAGAUUCGUCAACAGCCAAUGCUUCCGAGAUGAGUGUUAGCCUGGUUCAUGAUUCGAAAAGCAUGGAUAAUGACACCACCAACUCGUUUAAGAACAACAUAAAGGCCGAUAUUGCCGGUGGUGUGACGAUGACCGAUAAGAAAAUCAAAUUUGAAUACGCGGAUGAAAAUAUACGAAAGAAAAUGGAAGAGUACGAGGCCACUCAGGAGAUUCUCGUGAAACGGUUAGCGGAAAAGGAGAAGACCUUGGCGAAAAAUUGUGCCAUCAUCGAGGUGUACGAAAAAACACUGGCCGAAUUGGUAGCGGAUAAGGAGAAGUUAACAGAUCACCAUGAAGUUACCAACGAAAGACUGCGCCAGGAACGUGAUAUUCAUCAUCAGCAUCUAAUGUCUCUGGAAAUAACGUUCUCCGAUCUGCAUAAAAAAUACGAACGCAGCAAAGAGAUUAUCAUGCAGCUGCGUGAGAGAUACGAUGUAUUGAGUGAGGAGCGUGCAAUGAUCGAUCACUUAAUCAAGCAGCAGGAGUUGCGCUACGAAAAAAUGAAACAGCAUGCAAUUGAGCAACUGGAACAUGCCAACUCGACGCUGGAAGAGCAAGAGAAAAGUAAUGCACGUGAAAAUUCGCGGCUAAAGGCCUUACUCAAGAUCGAAGAGGUGAGCCGGAACACGAUGCAGGAGCAACUGUCGCAAAAGUGUAAAGAGAACAAGGAAUUAGUGAAAAUCUGUGAUGAAUUGAUUGGUGGUAGUGGUCAGAGAAGUUAAACUUUUUGAGCUGAAUCACUGGAAGUAACAUUUUUUUACGAUUUUUUUUUGGUUCGUUUUUCUGUUGAAUUUUUUAUUUUCCAAUCAAAACAUUUGUGAUGUGAAUUCAAAUAAGUUCUCGUCGUCGCUGAAGCGUCCGAAGCUAUUUGCAUUGCAUAGUUGAUGGAUAAAAGUGAGAAUUGUGUGGUCAAUGUCUGUGGCUAGCGACCAGUGAAUAUGGGAAAGACAUGGAUAGAUAACUUGGUUACAAAAAAAAUUCUUUUUAUGAAAAAUUGUAGUUUUUAAGCUUAGGUCUAAGUUUCGUUUCUUUUUUAAACUAAAUUUAAUGUUGUUGCUCUCUUCAGAAUUCGCUUAUUUAUUUAAAACAAAAAUUCAUUUCAAAAACGUAACGGUGUACUGUGGGAUUAAUAACGUGCUAAUACAAUUUCAUUUAACAAUAAU